This is a messenger RNA of Trypanosoma brucei brucei TREU927, 897 nucleotides long. Its product is annotated as 60S ribosomal protein L7, putative. Gene Ontology annotation, cellular component: cytosolic large ribosomal subunit. The coding region runs from base 1 to 897 and encodes 298 amino acids. Gene Ontology annotation, molecular function: RNA binding; structural constituent of ribosome. The record is from RefSeq and is a predicted model, not a curated record. Lineage: Eukaryota; Euglenozoa; Kinetoplastea; Trypanosomatida; Trypanosomatidae. The transcript has a single exon. Gene Ontology annotation, biological process: maturation of LSU-rRNA from tricistronic rRNA transcript (SSU-rRNA, 5.8S rRNA, LSU-rRNA).
AUGGGUAAAAACCCUCCUAAAUGGCUCCCGGGAGAGCGUGUGAAGGAAACCAUUCUUCUGCAGCGCAAAUCUGUCGAGCAGCUCCGCGUAGAUCGCGUGCUCCGGCGUGACAAACUGCAGGAGCGGCGUGAGCGACACAAGGCCAAAAUAGACGCUAAGAGGAAGCGAAAGCUCAGCACAAAGAAAUUUAUCAGUGCGCAGACGAUAUUAAAACGCGCCCAACUGAGGGAAAAGCAAGGGCGUUUGUUUCAAAAGAUCGGUGAGAAGGCAACAGGUAAGAAAGGGCGAAUGGGAGAAGAGGAGUACGGAAAGUCCCUUGAAGACUCGCGGGUCGUACUGAUUGUCCGGGCGCGCGGUAAGUUGAUACCACAUGAAGUUGCUUUGGCCUUCGGCCGGUUAGGGCUUAGGAAACUUUACUCUGCACGACUUUUAUGUUUGAACCCCUUCACCGACCCACUUGUAAAGCAGUUAGGCCCCUUUUCUGUUGUUGGCCACCCCGAACCAGCGCAACUAAACGAGUUGCUACGUACACGUGGGGCUCUUUGGAAUGAAGAAACAAAAACAAAACGACUCAUCAAUGGCAAUCUCAUGCUAGAAAAGGCACUCGGGGAGUACAACGUGCUGUGUAUUGAGGAUCUAUGUGACGUUAUCAUCAACAAAACGGAGCAUGUGAGGGAUGUUCUCAAGCACAUAGCUCCCUUUGAUUUCCACCCACCACGGCAGUUAUUCAUGGAGCGGCAUCGUAACGUGUAUCAGAAGAUGGAAGUUAUGAACAAGGAGUCCUUUGCCGCUUACCUGGCACAGGAGUUGAAGGCUUCGGCUAGACGCGAGAAAAGGGCUGUAGGCAAGCGGAAGGCCGUAGAGGAGUCAUCGCAGUCUUCGCAAAAAACAUCGUAA